AUGGGACAGUCGGUCUUGAAGGUCCUGCACGAGUACAUCGCAGAGCAGGACAAGUCUUCAAAGGACCACCAAAUCCGUAACUUGAAUGAUGAGAUCGCACAUCAGGACGAGUUGAUCAACAAAUUGAAUAAAGAGAAAAAGAAUAUGCAAGAAGUGAGCCAAAAGACAUCCGAAGAUCUUCAGGCCACUGAAGACAAAGUGAAUCACUUGAAUAAAGUGAAGGCAAAAUUGGAGCAGACUUUGGAUGAACUGGAAGACGGUCUCGAGAGAGAGAAGAAACAGAGGGCUGAGAUCGAGAAGAAUAAACGCAAAAUCGAAGGCGACCUCAAACUGGCUCAGGAGGCCGUCGUAGACCUCGAGAAGAAUAAGAAAGAGUUGGAACAAACCAUUCAACGCAAGGAGAAAGAGAUGGCCAGUCUCGCCGCCAAACUCGAAGAUGAACAGAGUUUGGUCGCUAAAUUGCAGAAACAAAUCAAAGAACUUCAGUCGUUUAAGAGUUCAGUCCAAACAAACAACAAAAUGGAUCGAUACGAUAGUGUGGAUGAAAGUGAUGUCAACGUCUCAUAUUCAUUGCCAUUAAGAGAUACGACAAGUGAUACCCAUGAUUACCAAUACGUGAGAAGUGCCAUGCAAUCGAGCACAGGUGCCGGUGACGCCCUGGCCGACAAAUCCACUUUCUAUCCGUUACAGACAAAGGCUCGAUAUAUGCCUCCGACAUGUAAUCUGAGUACCGAAAGCAAACGGAUUGUCCGCCGGGCACAGGACCCUAUUUUACAGAACAGUCCCCGUGUCGUCCACUUUCUCUAUGAAGCCCGAAUUGAAGAGCUUGAAGAGGAACUGGAGGCUGAACGUCAGGCCCGAGCGAAGGCUGAGAAACAGCGCGCAGACCUCACCCGCGAACUCGAGGAACUGAGUGAACGUCUGGAGGAGGCGGGAGGGGCCACCUCUUCGCAGAUCGAAAUGAAUAAACGACGCGAAGCAGAGAUGUCUAAACUGAGACGAGAUCUCGAGGAAUCCAAUCUACAACACGAACAGUCUAUGUCUGCCCUCAGAAAGAAACACAACGACUCCGUCGCUGAACUCAGCGAACAGGUCGACCAACUCAACAAAGCCAAAGCCAGGGUUGACAAGGAAAAGCAACAAAUUAAAGGUGAAUUGGAUGACGUUAAGGCCAGUGUGGAACACCUGUCUAGAGAUAAG
Molecule: messenger RNA, 1200 nt
Organism: Oppiella nova
Lineage: Eukaryota; Metazoa; Arthropoda; Arachnida; Sarcoptiformes; Oppiidae
Source: the annotation of a GenBank genome assembly